UACUUUGCUGAUUAUGUUAGUCAGUGAUCUGAUAAGUUAUUAAAAUGAAGCAAAUCCUUCUAAUCUCUUUGGUGGUGAUUCUUGCCGUGUUUGCCUUCAAUGUUGCUGAGGGCUGUGAUGCAACAUGCCAAUUUCGUAAAGCCAUAGAAGACUGCAAGAAGAAGGCGGAUAAUAGCGAUGUUUUGCAGACUUCUGUACAAACAACUGCAACAUUCACAUCAAUGGAUACAUCCCAACUACCUGGAAAUAAUGUCUUCAAAGCAUGCAUGAAGGAGAAGGCUAAGGAAUUUAGGGCAGGAAAGUAAGAGAUUGAGGAAAAUUGUAGCCGAGGAGAGAAGGAAGGAAAGUCCCAUAUUUUGUUUGUUAAUUGUAACGAAUAUUCCGAAAAAUUAAAAUAUUAUGCACUCGA
Messenger RNA from Lutzomyia longipalpis, 409 nucleotides. RefSeq names its product maxadilan. The transcript has 2 exons. The record is from RefSeq and is a predicted model, not a curated record. Bases 45 to 305 code for a protein of 86 amino acids. Lineage: Eukaryota; Metazoa; Arthropoda; Insecta; Diptera; Psychodidae.